Molecule: messenger RNA, 8547 nt
Organism: Xyrichtys novacula (pearly razorfish)
Lineage: Eukaryota; Metazoa; Chordata; Actinopteri; Labriformes; Labridae
Source: the annotation of a GenBank genome assembly
GGGGGGGAGUUCAGUAUUUAAAUUUCUUAAGUAAACUAUAGAAAUUAGUUUCUGUCAUGCAAAUAUUGAACACCAUGACUGCUGCUACAUUUCAUCCUCCAUUUUUCAAACCAUUCACUGAAAUCAACACACUUCAACCCGGCUGUGGACCUUUCAGCUAAGGUAAGGCCUACUUUCAGUGAGUUAAAUAAGGAACCAUAAAAGUUCUUUAAAGGUAACUGAAUAGCUAAAAAUAUGUGUAAAAAAUCAAAGUUUGGGCAUUACUCCAUAUAUGAAAGCCACUGAACACUUACAAAAAUAAUCAGCCUCUUAAAGAAAGCCCAGUUCUUGUUCCUGAAUUUGCAGGAUUUGCCAUAAUUGCCACUUUGAUGGCGAUGUUUCUGGUUUUGUAUGUUAUUAGCAGGAAGCUGCUGAAAGGACAGGAUGUGUGUCAUGCAGAUAAAGAGAAAGAAGAGCAUUAAUAUCGCUCUGUUUGCAAAGAUAGUAGAGCAUAAACCAUCACUGUUCCUUGACUUUUGCUUGACUAUAAACUUUAAACCUUCCCUCCCCUUUCAUAUUUUUUCUUAAAGGUAUCAUAUUAAGCUUUUGUAUUUCUACAAGCGAAGGAUUCAGACUUCCUCACAAGUUGAAAAGUCCCCUGGGUUUGUUGUUUCUCAGAAUGCUAACAUGGAAAUAAAAAUAGCCCAUUCGUCAACACAACAAGAAAGGGGAAGUGGUGCAUGGUCUUUUUUUCUGAUUCACACUGCAACAUACUGGAAAGUAGCAAGCAGGUCUUGUGUUUGUCUCUCUUAAGAGUUAAUGGGAGCUUGAAUGUCAUCUUUUUCUUUUUCACCCUCUGUGCUAUAGAGCAGGGUGUCCAUGGAUCUUUCACGUAAAUACAUGUGGAUAUGGGUGAUCUGUGGGAUGAUUUUUGUGAGUAUGGUGAUCUGUCUCAUCUUCGUCUUGAUCAACAGGUGCAUUUCAAAAAAAGGUAGGCAGAGGCUGCAUUUAUUUGCAUGAAAAUAUCGUAAUGUGUUCCUUUUUGUCUUGCUGUUUUUUCACACUCCAUCUUUUCCUUCGGUGAAAAUUAAAUACCUGUUUUUCAAGCAGAGCAGUCUGUGAUAAACGAAUGCUUCACAGAGACAGAACCGAAUAAAAUAAGAUGAUCCACUGAGGGAAAUUCUGAUGUUUCAGCAGUCUAAGCAUAGAAAUGAGAACAAUCAAUGACUUAAUCUUGGCAUUUCAAUCUUAAUUAGUGGUACAAAACAAAAAUAAAAGUAAAUAUUUACAAGCUUGCGGUAACAGUAGAGUGAUUAAUAGCAAAAGACGCAAGUAAAGCACAUACAGUAAAGCCUAAACCAAGAGAGAUCGUAUUCAGACGGAGAUAUAAAAACAUAAAUAUUGUAUAGUUCAUUGUGGUUUCAAAUGUAAUUAAUUGUAAACAAAUGGUGAAUCUUAAUACGACAUGGUAGUAUGUAGUUUUAGAGGGAAUUAAAGAAGUGAAAUUACUCUUAUAUAGUGCUUCAGUUUACUUUGGGUACUUUAUUUGUGAAAACACUUCAGAUUAAUGCCAUUAAAACAAUCUCCCAAACAUCAUAGUGUUUUUUUUUUCAACUGAAUAAAACAUACUUAACCAUUGGAAGUGUAACAUAACAUAACAUAAUGUAAUAUAAUAAAAGAUAACUAGUUUUAGGAAAUCCUUUUUCAACUUCUUGGUCAUGAGCUUCACAGUUUGUGGUUUAACUUUAUUGACACUUUUUUCAAGACCAUGGUUACCAAAAAAUAAUUUGAAAAAUAAUUUCAAAUUUAUUGAGUCAUUUUAAGAUUAAAAUUUAGUGUUAUCUUAUAUCCAGUUUUUAACAGUCACACAGGUAAUGAACAGCAUACGAUGAGCUGGUGGUCAUGUCGAGUAGGAUCUCCUCAGGCUGGACUGUACACUGGUGUGGAUUGGACUAUUGGAGCAAAUCUUAAAAAUCUAUUUUGAUUACAAAAAUUUAAAACUCUGAAAAAGAUCUGAAAAGCGGGGCCUUAAACUCUUUGCAAGAGAUUUUCUGGGCAAAAUUUAACAACAGCUGCCUUAAUUUCAUGACUUAUGCAACAAACUUGUUUCAAAGUUCAAAGCGGCAAAAAAAACAGAGAGUGGGAAUGUGUCCAUUGGUACGCCAUGAAUAAACAUAAGACUGCACACUGCAAAGCAAAACACAAAGUCAGUAGGUAAACAGACGUUAAGAAAACUGAACAGACAUGGAGACAGAGAUCCUUUUUGUUAUAGCUGUACUGUAUUUCUACCAGCAAUGGAAGGAAAAACCCUUAUUUAUCCUGUUGUUCCAUCUUUCUGUCUAUCAAAACAAGAUAUAUUAAAAUAUGAUGUGCUGCAAAGAUGUUUAACAUUUCUGAUAUUUUCUGUCUGUGCACUUGACCUGACAGCACAUGGCAUGACCUCAGUAUUCGACAAACGACAGCUUAAAACCGGCAAAACAGGCAAGAGCAGUUUCAAGUAAAACCCACCGCACAGGGUGCGACAUAGACAGAACUUAACAAAGUCAUAGUGAAAGUGGAAGUUGCAGUUUUUAUAGGAGAUGCAUCUGUCGUCCAGUUAGGGCCGACUGGAUGACAUAUUUCUCAGGUUUGGUAUCCAACACCAGUUUUCUCCAGAGUGGGUUCAUCAAAAUUGAAAGAGAGGAACAAUAAAGAAGGCUAAACAAUUUUUAAACCAAGAGUUAGGUGAAAAAAUUCACCCCAAAAACUUAAAUCUGCCAGUUUGAUGUGAAACAAAGCUGCAAAACUGUAAUAAACUGCAGACUAAUGGAAACUGAUAGACUCGGCUGUCCAAUUGAAGAAGAAAUACCAUACGUUUUAAGCUUUUUUUUUUAUUUUUGUACCAGAGAGGUGACUGAAGUUUGUGGAAAUGAAUAGCCAAGAAAAAAAUUCAAUAUAUCAAGUCAUUUUUUAUGUAGUGGAGGUAGAUAAAGUUGCAUUAAAUGGAAAUACUCCAGAGACAAGACUUCCAAGUCAUACCAGAGCAGUGUGUCCAUGCUCUUUGUUCCUCCAUAUCUGAACUGUUGCUCACAUAAAAUUAAAAUGUACACUACAUGAAGUGUGAAAUAAUCAACGGUUUCUUUUUCUGCACCCAUUUUCUUUUAAUUUAACAGGAAACCCAUUAAACUGUAAACUGUCACCACAGAACAGGAAGAGAAACCAAACCAAAACAGACAAUCAUUCUGAGCCAGCGCUUGUUACUCUGAUUCCUUCGCUGCAAAGCAUAAUUAUAAUUGUAUGAUUUUCUAUUAUUAGAUGCCCCCCCUCUGGAUUUGAUUAGCUUAGAUGAAACUUUAAUGAUCCCUGUGGGUAAACUGGGCUGCAGCAGUGAAGACAGAGGCUCAGUGAUGAUUUAGUCUAAGGAUAAACACAGAGCAAACAGAGGGAACAGAGUCAUUAUGUGGAGCAAAAAUAUAUCUAAUGUACAUACAAAAAUGUGAAAACUGUACGUGAAAACACAAAUAUAGGUGGCUAAUUUGCAAAUGUGCCUUUUAUUGGAGGGUUUCUGUCACAAUUAUGUCCUACUUAGAGCCUCUUUAUUAUGUGGUCUUAAAUAAAUCCUGCUGUAUUUAUUUUCAUCCUCAUUUGUUUCAACAUAAUCCGGCAUCACACUGCUCACACUCCUGUUAAUGAACUCAACCACACUGAGUUUUCACUUGAAUUUAAUUCCUUCUUAAUUUUGUUCCCCUACAGGCAAACACAAAAUCACAAGUUCAAGUCUUGACAAAAGAACAGCCUUCAUUGUCAGGUAAUUUUUAAUGACUUUUAUCACUGGAUAUGGUUUAGAUUUGGUCAUUCUUUAUCCACAGAGGUGUGCGUCUUUGAUUUCCUUAGUGUGAAGAGAAGAUGGAAACAAAGCCUGGUCAUGUCAGAAGAGUAUCUCUAAUGUAAUUUCAACUAAGGAAUAAAAUAUUGUCUUAGUUUUCUCAUUUAAAACACUUUGGAUACUUUACUUGAAUUGGCUGAGAGAAGCUUAAAGAUGAAUUUAGCUUUUUAAUGCCUGACACCGCAAAUUAUGACCAGAAAAUUCAAUUUUUUUAUUUCACUUAAAAUUAAAAUGUCCUUAAAAUUUAACAAUUUCUAUUUAUUUAUCUUGUUUGAUACAUUAAAUGUUUUUGGAAACUAAUAAACUACAAGAGGCUGUAUUCAGGUGUUUUUUUAGUAAUUUGUUGAUCAUAUUGAUUUGAUAGAAGUAUAUAAACGUAUGAUACAAAAGGCAUUAAAGGGUUAGGCAUAUCGUUUUUAAAAACACCCGGAAGCCUCAACACUGUUCCAAAAUAACACAUAUUUUGAAAAGCAAAUUAAAAUGUGUCAGGUACACCAGAAUAUUUCAUUUUCACCACAAAAUAGGUGGUUGUACUUUUAAAAUGUUGUUCAUCUAUAUGCUUCAGUUCACAGAGAAGAAACUUUAAAGUUUUAUACAGUACUGGGCUUAAAAGCUUUAUUCUAAGUGUUUAUUCUUGCAGUAAACACACAUUUAUAAUUGAAUGUUAGAGCCUGAUAUGUAACAAUGAUCUAAAAUGUUAUUAAAAAAUAUAUAAUAAUAAUGCAAUAAAGCCCUAAAUGGAAUAAUUGGUUAAUAGUGAGACAAAAGUGUUGAGACAAAUGUAAUGUUGAGACAUAAUGUAACAAAACCCAUUAUGUAACAACUGACCCAAAAUGUAACAUGUUACAUGUGUCACAUGUGUAAAAUGUAACAUGUUACAUUUUGGGUUUUAUUACAUUAUUUUUAUAAUAUUUUGAGUCAUCGUUCUAACAUGGCUUUUUUAAAGUCAGAUUUAAAUAUUGUUCUGCUGUUAAUGUAAGAUAAGGAACAUGCACUACAGAUUAACGUAUUUCAGCCAUGCUAGCAGCUUAGUCCCUUUUCUUGGUAAUUGCCAGGCAACAAGCGGUCACUCCACGGAGUUAACAUUCCUCAAUAAGAAACAACUGGACUUACGGGGCCUUUUAAACAGGAUCGUGUUUCCUAUGUUUAUGACAAGACACCGUGCGAACACCACAGUAUGCUGCACUUGUGGUUAUCACGCUUUAGUGCGAGUGACAUUACAAUCAUAGCUCAACAGUUCUGCACUCUAAUUCGACCCCAGGAUCUGUUACAAACUAGGUUUCUCGUGUUAUUUCAAAUCAUUGUUGUUACACUCUAGCAAAGCCAUAAAUGUCCCUGUGGUCUAAUGUCUAAGGUAUUUUGAGGAGUUAUUUUUUUUCUCACCUAGUGACAAAUCUAGACUAGCCAUUACCCCAUCAGUUUCAUUUCCGCUUACUAGAAUGUUGUCAUAGAUUUAGAUUUAACAGACCCACAAGCUUGUGUGAAUGAUAUAGACCUGUUCUUCAGCCAAAAAUAUAGAUUACAAAUUAUGAAACUGUAUCUUUAAGUGUGUGUAUCUUCACUGAGCCUGACCAUUACACUGACAUUUCUGUUUUUGACCUCACAGCAGCAACAAAUACCAGGAGACCACCCUUAAAGCCAGCAAUCCACCCUUACCUCCUCGGACACAGUUUGGCCCAGAAGGCAAGGCUUUAUAUUGGACUCUGAAUAGAUUACAUAACACAGGUCUACCCAUCAACCCCUUCCCCCCAAACCUCGUAUCUUCCUCUCACGUUCACCACAUUAUCACCAAAACAGAAUCUAUCUGCCGUUUGACACUAAGCCAGAAUCUCAGAGGAGAAAGAGGAUUACAUAUUAAGGCUCACAUGAGUUUGUCAAAAAUAACACGUGACCGACUACUGGUGGUAGAAAAAUUAGGCAACAUGAAGAGCAGUGAAAUGUAAGCCUUCAUGAGUGUCACUGAACCACCACAGAAAACUGGACUCAGAUCCAGUCCAGAACCACAUAUUCUGAUCCAAACUGUGGUUUCUGAACCAGAAAUGAUCCGUGCAUCACAAAUGCAAACUGAGAGAGAAAUGUAGAUGAUAGUUACAGUUUGGCCAAACAAAUGAAGUGCCAGUGCUUUGACUAAUCCGGCCAAAAUGUUCUGAUUUUUUUGGCAAAGUGGUGUUUCCAUGUGACUAAAGCAACUUCAAUUUACUACAGACAGUGAAGAAAAGAACAAGAGAAAACAAGAACGAAACCUGCUUUACUGAAAUAUUGUAGACUGUAGAAUAAAAAUAAUAUAGAUGGCAAAAAAAACAAACACUUAUUUUAAGAUUUAUAUGUAGAUGCUGAUGAAUCUUGACUAUAAAUAUAACAUUUUUGUUUUCAGUGGGUCAAAGCUAUGAAAACCUGGCUGAGGUACCUGACUAUGAACAAAGCAUGCCGGACUACGAGCAGGACAAACCAGACUACGUUCAGGGUAUACCCGAUACGGCAGACUAUGAGGAGGCCACGCCAGAGUACGAGCAGGACAAACCAGACUACGUUCAGGGUAUACCCGAUACGGCAGACUAUGAGGAGGCCACGCCAGAGUAUGAGCAGGACAAGGCAGACUAUAUGCAGGAUAUGCCAGACUAUGAGGACGUCAUUCCAGAGUAUGAGCAAGACAAGCCAGACUACGUGCAGGGUAUACCCGAUAUGCCCGACUAUGAGGAGGCCACGCCAGAAUACGAGCAGGACAAGCCAGACUAUGUGCAGGAUAUGCCAGACUAUGAGGACGCCAUUCCAGAGUAUGAGCAGGACAAGCCAGACUAUGUGCAGAGUAUACCGGAUUACGAGCAGGAUAUGCCAGACUAUGAGGAGAUCAUAGAUGAGCCACCUGAUUAUCUGAAGCUGGAGGAGGAAGAAUUGAUUCUCCCCCCUCCACCAUCAUACCAGGAUCCACAGCCAGAAGGAGACAACGACUCCUCAGAGGACUAUGAUGAUAUUGGAGGUGAAGAUGAAACCCAGGACGAGGAGGACUACGAUGAUGUGGGAUAAAACUCUGAGAAAAAGGGCAAGAGUUUGUUUUUAAAAAAAAACUUUGACUUUUCUAUCUGGAUCCUCCUGCAUAAAGAUCAGAGUGACUACUUGAGCACAGAUUUCUUCUUGUCUGUUUGUGAUUAUUCGUGUUUUUACAAGAGAAUACAGCAGGAAAUGAGACUUGUAGUUUGUGUGCAGAAGCUUAAUUAAGAGAUAAAGUGGACUAACAGCGAUAAGCCGUAAAUAACAGUUUGUGUAAAUCUACACUAUGCAGAAAUAUGAUAUCUUGUGGUUCCAUUAGAUUAAAUUGAUCCUUUACUCACCCCUUUUGUCAAUGAAGCUUCAGUGGCCUUCAAGACAAGACGCUCCUGUCAUACAUGGUAGAUAUGGUCCUCCUUCGUCCACCAAAAAUGUCUGUUACUUUAAUUUAUUUUCCACAUAACAGCAACCGCUCUGUUCAUAAUCGGCCUUUUGCAUUUUUCAUAGCUACUCACUAAAUAACAAAAACAUGCAUGUUAUUAUGUCACAAGGUACAGUAGAAUGAGAUAACAGGAGAAUAACAACAGCCAUAAAACGGAUCAAACUAAACCAACUGGUUGAGCUUGAAUCAAUAUACCUAAAACAGGAAAGGCAAACAGUGUAAAAAGUGUGUGAAGUGUAUAAAAGUGGUGCAUCUAUAUAUCCACUUUCAUUUGUAUCGCCUUUUAUUUGAACGUAACCUGAUGACCAGAGAAAUGUAAACUGAUUUUAAGUCACUGUUUGACAAAUAACUCUGAAAAAAGUCAUCUGGAUUUUAUUAAUCAGUUAAAUUUAUACUCUUAUGACAACUUUUUGCAUAAAGAACUUUCAUUUCAAGAUUCAUUCAUUUAAAAAGUGUUGUAUGGACCUAUUAUUUAAAGCUUUUCUAAGAAACUUUUGUUUUCUUUGGUUUUGGCGCCCCCUGUGGACAAAGCAGUCUUUGCUCAGCUUUUCUUUAAAUACUGCAGUGGUGAUUUUUGACCAAAUAAAUUCUCGGCAUUUCUGACUUUUGAUUGAUUAAAAAUAGUUUAUGUAUGAAGGGUUAAAAAAAGGCUUCUUCUCCAGCAGCUCCUUUGCACCAGUUUUAGGAAUUAAGUAUUACAGUAACAAUAUAAAUUGGGUUUGUGUUAUCUUUAAAAAUGGCAUAAAACAGAAAAUAUAAAGAUACGUUUGAUUUCUUAAGACAAAUAAAUAAUUUAAAACAUUACCUGGCAGAGUGACUUACCUGAAAAUGAGCAUUUUAGCCCUAUUUAAUGAGCCAGAAGGAAGAAUGGGCUGAACUUAGACUUUUUUUAAUUCUUCUGCACAAAUAUUGCUGUAAGAAAAUAUUUGAUUAGUUUGCUACAAUGGUAAAACUGUUCCUGCUCAUGACUUCCUAUAAUCUAGAGAUCCUUUGUAAGUUUAUUGUCUGUUCUCAUCCAGUUGUUGCAAAAAAAAAAGAAAACCUGAAGAAAAAACCCAUCUGUUAUAACCAGCACUCAUAUCAGAUACAGAUGUAAUAUUCAUGAUGGAAUAGACCCAGUUACAGAUACGAUAAUGUUGUCUCUGCACAGCCCUAAUGCACUGUAUAGUAUCUGUGGCUGAUGGUGUAAGUCUUGCAUAAUCUAUAUUUAUACGUUUUUUUCAGUGAAGGAUAAAAAACAUAUUUUGCAUUAUUAAACAUCAGCUGACAGACUGAA